Molecule: messenger RNA, 1126 nt
Organism: Fundulus heteroclitus (mummichog)
Lineage: Eukaryota; Metazoa; Chordata; Actinopteri; Cyprinodontiformes; Fundulidae
Product: myelin and lymphocyte protein
Exons: 4
Coding region: 126-587 (153 amino acids)
Biological process (GO): myelination
Cellular component (GO): membrane
Molecular function (GO): structural constituent of myelin sheath
Source: RefSeq, a predicted model, not a curated record
GAGGUGGAGGGAGGCGCAGAAGGAGACAGAGCAGGAGCGAAAGACGCCCUUUAAAGAGCAGAAUAAAAACAGGUUAAGCAUCACAUUCUGGAGAAAAUCCCAGACACAAACGCAAAAUUUGGACUAUGGCUUCCACGACCUCAGGUGAUGUUCUGCCCACAGGUGGCAGGAUCUUCAUCAGCUUUCCUGACCUGUUCUUCAUCCCUGAGUGGGUCAUUGGGGGUUUGGUGUGGAUCCUAGUGGCUUCGACUCGGGUCAACCCGGACAAUCCUCUGGGCUGGGUGAUGUUUGUGUCCGUCUUCUGCUUCGUCGGAACAACCCUUUGGCUUUUCAUCUUCGCGUGCGGAGGCAAUCAGAGCAGCUUUUGGCCUGGCCUGGACGCAGGUUUUCAUUUCUUAGCUGUGGUUUUCUACCUCAGUGCCUCUGUGGUUCUAGCCUACAUCACGCUUCUGAAAAGGAACCCUUUAGGGACAGAGGAGCUUAAGAUCUAUCGACUGGACAUUUCUGCAGUGGUGAUGUCCCAUGUGGCCACUCUUCUCUACUUCCUCCAUGCCAUUUUCUCUGCCAUCAGAUGGAAGAGGGCCUAAAGAACAACCUGAACUCAUUCAGACAUUAAGCAAAAGAAGCGAUAAAGAAUUAUAAAACAUGCGCUACAUUUUUCUUUUGCUCUUUCUUCAUUAGUUCUAGAAUUAAUAGCUACAAAGACUAAGAGAUAAAUCCCAUUGUGUCCAAUGUGUAAAUUGAUGUAAAACCAUCAUAUCUUUAUGCAUUUACUACUUCAUAAGUGGCUCUUGUCUCAAUAAGAUAAGCACCUGUUCAGAAUAGGUUUGUGUGAGAUGUAACUGUAUCUGUGAUUUUUUUUUAAGAAAUGGGUAAAAAGAUUUCCCAUAAUUUUAUUUUGCCUGUCAUUUCAUUUUAAGUAUCUUACCCUCAGACAGCAUUCUCUUAUAGUAAACCCAGAUAUAUUUUAUUAUUUGCUCUGGAUGUUUAAACGUUGCCUCUUUUUUUAUGAAUAGGCCUCAGUUACGGUUCGUUUUUUUCCCCUUUUGUGUUUUAAAUGUUGAAGAGCCAACUGACAAAGUUUAUGUUACAGGGGUAACAAAAAAAAAAAAAAAAAAAAAAAAAA